Argiope bruennichi is the source of this 2278-nucleotide messenger RNA. RefSeq names its product sialin-like. The record is from RefSeq and is a predicted model, not a curated record. Gene Ontology annotation, molecular function: transmembrane transporter activity. The coding region runs from base 537 to 2054 and encodes 505 amino acids. Lineage: Eukaryota; Metazoa; Arthropoda; Arachnida; Araneae; Araneidae. Gene Ontology annotation, biological process: monoatomic anion transport; transmembrane transport. The transcript is spliced from 12 exons.
CCGUUUAAUAAAGGCGCCAAAAAUGAGACCUCUUCAUUUCUGCUAUAACAUAGGAAAGUUAAUUCUUUUAGAACUGUAUUUUAAUAGAAGGUCGAAUCAUUUUUUAUUUUUUUACAUUUAUUCUUAAACGAACUGGAUUUGCCGAUAUCAGAGACGUGCAUUGCGUCAAGUACAGGUUCCUUUGAAAUUAUUCAGCUGGUAAAGCUUAAUUCGAAGGUCACCAUGUUUUCGAAGUGCCAGAGGUGUUAUGAGGUGAAACACUGAUACAGGCCAGCUACUUGUUAUCAAUCCGUCGAUAAGAUUUCUUUGUUAGACUGUUGGAAACAAAUACGAAAUAAAACAAUUAAAUCGGAGCUUCAAACGGAAUGACUCGGUUGAUUCGUUGAAUUGCAUGUAUUGCUGUCUAUAUUCCAAUAAAUUACAAAUUGAUUCCAUGAUGAGUUCAACCUGAAGAUGCAACAGGCAAUUUAGUACCAUUUAAGAAGAUGAAUCGUUUUCAUUUUUAAAUCAAAGAAUCAUCAUUUAUUAAAAUAAAAAUGCAGAAAGCUGAAGAAGCGGAUCGUUCAAGUAGGAAACGAUUUGAAUUUCCUGGAGUUCGAUAUCUGUUCGCAGCUUCUGGAUUCCUUGGUUUUUGUGUGAUAUAUUCAAUCCGAGUAAACAUAAAUGUCGCAAUUGUUACUAUGGUCAACAACACAGCAGUUUAUGACAAACAUAAUGAGACAACUUCUGGGGAAUGUAAAGAUACUAAUAUUCCAUUCAACCUAAACGGGACGUCGUAUGAAUCGCCCCAGGAUGGCGAGUUUAUCUGGUCGCCAAAAAUGCAAGGUGUCAUCCUAGGAUCUUUCUAUUAUGGUUACUGCAUCUCUCAAAUACCAGGGGGACGAUUGGCUGAAAAAUAUAGCGGUAAAUGGGUGUUUGGCAUCGGUACUGUCAUCACAGCACUGUUGACACUUCUCACACCUUUGGCAGCGCGAUGGCACGUUGGACUGUUGAUAGCUGUGCGUUCCUUGGAAGGACUGGCACAGGGUAUGACUAUGCCGGCCAUGCAUUCGAUGUUGGGUCGUUGGUUACCAGAUACAGAGAAAAACAUUCUGAGUACUGUAGUAUAUACAGGUAUAAACAUAGGUACAGUAGCAGCUAUGCCAUUAGCUGGAGCUUUAUGUAACUCUACAUGGUUCGGCGGAUGGCCGUCCGCUUUUUAUGUUAUUGGUCUCUUUGGUUGCUUCUGGUUUAUUCUAUGGUGUAUUUGUGUCACUGAUACACCAAUGACUCAUCCAUUCAUUUCAAAGAAAGAAUUGAAGUACAUCACCUCAAAUCAGAAAAUUGAGCUGAACAAACAGUUACCGCCGAUGCCAUGGUCGAGAAUUGCGACGUCCAUUCCCUUUUUAGCUCUGGUCAUUACACAGAUUGGUCAGGACUGGUGUUUCUAUACCAUUCUCAAUGAUCUCCCAACAUUCUUCGCUACUGUCCUGCAUUUUAAAGUGGAAAAAAAUGGGUUCCUGGCGUCUUUUCCUUACUUAUUGCAAACUGCUGUCGGUUUAAUUGUUGGUUUCGUUGCGGAUGAACUUAUCAGAAGAGGAUGCGCGACGACGAACUGUGUUCGGAAGUUUUGUAACACAGUAUCUGGAUUUGGAACAGCCGCUGGAUUGGUUGCAGUAAUUCUAUCAGGUUGUGAUGUAACUUUGAAUGUAGUCUUUUUCAUGUUUUCGAUGGCAAUUGGUGGAUUUUGUUACAGUGGAUAUAUGUUGUCUGCAUUAGAUUUAUCACCAGAAUAUGCUGGUACUUUAAUGGGUAUUGCGAAUACUGUUUCUAAUUUGACUGGAUUCAUUGUGCCACUGAUUGUCGGAACCCUCACUGAUCAACAGCAAACAUUACAUCAAUGGCGUUACGUGUUUGGCAUCACCGUAUUAGUUUUGUCGACAACUUCGCUAGUUUUUCUCUUUUUCUCGUCAUCAAAGAAGCAAGAUUGGGCUGAAACUAGCAGCCCGAGCACUAGCAUGCUUAUAACAGACAAAGAACAGUCGAUUAAUCCUAGUACUUAUGGAACUAUUUGAAUACUCAUGCCAUUUUAUUUAUUUCUGAUAUAAUGAUGCUUACAAGGGUAUCAGAAAAUACUGUUUUCUGAAAAAACAAAUGAACUCGCCUACCUUGAAGUAGACUUUUAUCUUCAAAUGUUUUCAUUUCAGUAAUAAUAUUCGAAGAAUUUUAAAUUGAUGUUUGAACUUUCAAUUUAUUUUAACAUUUAUGAUAUUUUAAAUAAAAUAAAUAUUUAUUUUUU